UGUGUCAAGACUCAUUUUUGUGCGACACCUAGGGGGUGUUCUAGCGGUGGCGAACAUCAGGGGUGGUGGUGAAUAUGGAGAGACCUGGCACAAAGGUGGUAUCUUGGCCAACAAACAAAAUUGCUUUGAUGACUUUCAGUGUGCUGCCAAAUACCUCAUCAAGGAAGGUUACACAUCCCCAAAGAAGCUGACUAUUAACGGAGGCUCAAAUGGGGGCCUUUUAGUUGCUGCCUGUGCUAAUCAGCGCCCCGACCUGUUUGGUUGUGCGAUUGCCCAAGUGGGAGUGAUGGACAUGCUCAAGUUCCACAAGUACACCAUUGGCCACGCUUGGACCACUGACUAUGGUUGCUCCGACUGUAAAGAGCAGUUUGAAUGGCUGUGCAAGUACUCUCCACUUCACAAUAUCAAACUACCAGAAGAAGAUGGCAUCCAGUAUCCCUCUACGCUGCUUCUCACAGCGGACCAUGACGAUCGUGUGGUCCCUCUACAUUCGCUGAAGUUUAUCGCUACUCUGCAGUACAUUGUGGGCCGAAGCCGUAAACAAACCAACCCACUUCUCAUCCAUGUUGACACCAAGGCUGGGCAUGGAGCGGGAAAGCCAACUGCUAAAGUUAUAGAAGAGGUGUCAGAUAUGUUUGCUUUUAUAGCACGAUGCCUAAAUCUUGAUUGGAUUGAAUAGGCAAAAUGCUUAUUACUGUCUCCUUUAGCAAACAAGGGCUUUAACAUGGUUUAAGACCAACCAGACUACUACUUGGUGUAGUACUUACAUUUAAAAACUGCAGUUUAAUAUUUUAUUGAUCCAACCUGCUAUGGAGUUUUGAUCUUCUGUGCUUCCCUCUUUUUGGCGUUUCUUUCAGUUUCUUUUUUACUGAGUUCCAAAGUACAUUUUGAAAAGCAUGUUCAAAUAAAUAGCUGAGCUACUGUCGGUGCUGUUGUGAACGUUUAGAUUCCAGUUAGUGCUAGUUGAGCUUAUUUCCUGUAAACAAUUUUAAUGUAUUUUGAACCUAUAAGUAUCUCCAGAUCAUCUGUAAUUAAAUGUAAGUACUGUCCACAUACAAGAACUCUGAGCAUACUUUAUUUACACAAUAACUUAUUUAAGAAUGUAAAUUGAAGGUCUUCAGUGAUAACCAUGAAAUACUGAAGAGACAGUAAUCUGGGUAAUUAAGUCAAAUAUUAUUAAAAAGCUUAUAUUACAUGAUGUUC
Apaloderma vittatum (bar-tailed trogon) is the source of this 1203-nucleotide messenger RNA. Its product is annotated as prolyl endopeptidase-like. The transcript has 4 exons. NCBI's taxonomy places the organism in Eukaryota, Metazoa, Chordata, Aves, Trogoniformes, Trogonidae. Gene Ontology annotation, molecular function: serine-type endopeptidase activity; oligopeptidase activity. The record is from RefSeq and is a predicted model, not a curated record. The annotation marks the transcript as partial. Gene Ontology annotation, cellular component: cytosol. Gene Ontology annotation, biological process: proteolysis.